UGGUAAGAUAGUAUUACCGUUGGAUUUCUCAACAAAAAACAACCACCACGCAAAUUUGGCGGGUGGAGAGUAGACGCCAAGUUAACCACCUAACCAUGGCGGCCCUCAUCGUUCCGGCUGGAUGCCGACAACUGAACGUUUCACCGUUGGCGCACGUUAUACUUGGACGUCGCCGUCCUGGCCGUGUAACUACUUCCGCCGCUCUAUCAACCCCGCCCCGCGGAGGCGACCCCGUGGAUUGGGCGGAGGCGACAUCGAGCUUCUUCCAACAAGACUCUCGGCCCAUCAUGUUAUUUGACGGUGUAUGCAAUUUGUGUAAUGGAGGUGUGAAGUUUGUUCGGGAUAACGAUCGACAGAGGCGAAUAAGGUUUGAGCCUCUACAGAGCGAGGGGGGUAAGAAACUACUAAGAAGAUCUGGACGAGCUCCUGAUGAUAUUUCUAGUGUUGUGCUUGUUGAAAAGGAUAGGUCAUAUAUUAAAUCAGAAGCUGUGCUGAAGAUAAUGGAGUACAUUGACUUACCCUUCCCUCAGCUAGCAUUCUUUUUACAGUUUGUUCCUCUUUUCAUUCGGGAUUAUGCAUAUGACAAUGUUGCAAACAAUCGUUACACUAUUUUUGGUCGCUCGGAUUCAUGUGAGAUAUAGUAUUAUUCAUUCCUGUUCUCUUUUGAUCUUCAUAUCAGAACCAUCGGAAAAGAAGAAUUUCGAUUUUGUAAGUAAAAAUGUUUAUUCAACUUUAGCAAGCAUAUGCAUUAUGAUUACUAGUGGGUUAUUUUAGAAGCUAAGAAUACAAAUAUAUUCUUGUUUUGUUGUGGAGAUUACAAAAGGAAAGGGUCAGUAACUUUGAAAUUUGAUGCCUUCUAUUUAGCAAUUGAACAUAUUUUUUCGUUUCAUUGUAUCACUUCCCACUCACCUAUCAGCUGUGCAUGUUUUCCAUUUUUCAGUUAUUUUGUUGCAAACUUCUCA
Messenger RNA from Ilex paraguariensis (yerba mate), 962 nucleotides. The record is from the annotation of a GenBank genome assembly. NCBI's taxonomy places the organism in Eukaryota, Viridiplantae, Streptophyta, Magnoliopsida, Aquifoliales, Aquifoliaceae.